Molecule: messenger RNA, 1500 nt
Organism: Salmo salar (Atlantic salmon)
Lineage: Eukaryota; Metazoa; Chordata; Actinopteri; Salmoniformes; Salmonidae
Product: lysophosphatidic acid receptor 6-like
Biological process (GO): positive regulation of Rho protein signal transduction; phospholipase C-activating G protein-coupled receptor signaling pathway
Cellular component (GO): plasma membrane
Molecular function (GO): G protein-coupled receptor activity
Source: RefSeq, a predicted model, not a curated record
AGUUCUAAGGUCAACUUAUAUGGAUUGCAAGAUCGCUUCAUCAACGGUGCUUAUUCUCUUGAAUUCGUAUAAAAACAAAAUGCCACUGUGUGACAGUGCAGUGUGCUUCAUCCAGUGGAUAAUCUAUGUCCCCACAUUUGUGGUGGGUCUACCUCUCAACAUGGCUGCUCUGUGGCUACUCCUCUUCAGAAUCCGUCGAUGGACUGAGUCCACAGUGUACCUCAACAGUCUGAUCAUCAACGACAGCCUGCUCAUCUUCUCUCUGCCCUUCAAGAUGUACGCCUAUGAACACACCUGGGGCCUGAGCAUGGGCUUCUGCACCUUCCUGGAGAGCCUGGUAUUCGUCAACAUCUACAGCAGCAUCGUACUGAUCGUAUGCAUCUCGGGUGACCGCUAUGUUUCUCUGCGCUUCCCCCUUCAAGCCAAGCGUCUUCGUUCGCCAUACAGCGCCACCUUCCUCUGCCUGGCCGUCUGGGUGACGGUGUUCACUUUGACCAAGCCCGUCUAUGAGCUCCACAACAACAAAAACAAUGCCACCAGACUGCCAAACAAUAACAUCAAAGAAACCAGGAUGUGUUUCCAGAGCUUCUCCAGUGAAACUUGGAAGAAGAAGUGGAUCCUCAUCGUCAUGGAAACCGUGUUUACGGUCAGCAUGGUCGCCAUGCUGUUCUUCUCGGUGUGCGUGAUACAGAUCCUGAAGGACAUGCGGCGACGGAAUCCACGGGACGAGAAGCUGAGGAACAACAAGUCUUUAAAGAUCGUCCUGAGCAACCUGGUGGCCUUCCUGCUAUUCUUCAUCCCCUACCAUGUGGCUGCGCUGGUCUACUUCCUGGCCAAGAACCGCACGGAGGAGCCGGGCAUCAUCGGCCCCCUCAGAGACUUUGUCCACAUCAGUACCUGCGUGAGCAGCAUCAACUGUCUGAUGGAUGGGGUCUGCUACUAUCUCAUCCUGAAGGAGCUGACUGCCAGCCAGGAGAGGAGGAGGCUGUCCGCUAGAGGAAACAUGGUGGGGAGGCCCGGGGAAAUUAACCAGCUACAGCCGAUGGGCAACGUCUAGGCCAAUGACCUUCUGCAGAAACCCAAAGAAACAGGCUCAGACAUCUAAGUCCAUGGAUUCAGAUAAGACUUUCUAGACAUAUCUUGCUUAUCACUUCUUAGGGUGUUCAGAGUGAAGAGCAGGGUGGAGACUCAUUCCUUACAGAUGGAUGGCUAUCACCUCUGACAAACAGGAAACUCAGAUCCCCACAGCAGAGGAGACAAGUCUCACGAAAAACUCUGAAUUAAUGAAUGAAGACGGAAGAAAGAUGUUUUCAAAUGAGUCAUCCAACCUUCAGGUUUAUGUUUCAUUGUAUUCUUAUUUAUUUAUUUAUUUUUUUUAUGUUAAGGGGUGGAUCAGCUUUAAUAUUGCAGGUAGAUUGUUGCUUCCAUCAAUGUAAUUGUCUGCAUCAUAUCCAAUCCCCCAUAUAUUUUUGGGGUAAAUAUAUAUAUCCAUAUACAGUC